Molecule: messenger RNA, 657 nt
Organism: Macrosiphum euphorbiae (potato aphid)
Lineage: Eukaryota; Metazoa; Arthropoda; Insecta; Hemiptera; Aphididae
Source: the annotation of a GenBank genome assembly
AUGUCGUCCAGUUCUUGUGGAACGAACACCAAGAAACAGAAACUGCACCACCAUCAUCAGGCGUCGUUGGACGUCAACGGUGGUAGCGGCAGUGCGUCGACGGCUCUACUUGAUGGUGCAGUUCAAAAAAUAACCACCCAGCAAUGGAAACCAGAUUUCACAAAUGACCCAUUUCCACUGUUUGUAACAUGGGAGACCGGAGUAGACAAGAAACUCAGGGGAUGCAUCGGCACAUUCAAUUCAAUUGCUUUACACAGUGGCUUACGCGAAUACGCCAUAACAAGUGCACUGAGGGAUUCACGUUUCAAACCAAUCUCAAACGACGAAUUGAACCGAUUACAUGUAACAAUAUCGAUAUUGUUACACUUCGAGGAAGGCAAAGAUUACAACGAUUGGGAAAUCGGCGUUCACGGUAUACGCAUUGAAUUUCAAAACGAACGUGGAAUAAGGCGAACUGCUACCUAUUUACCAGAAGUGGCUGAAGAACAAGGCUGGGACAAAAUACAAACAAUUGAUUCACUCCUGCGCAAAGGAGGUUAUCGAGGUCAUGUGACACCCGAGACUCGCCGUUCUUUAAAAUUGACAAGAUACCAAAGCGAAACUGUAUCAGUCAGUUUCCAAGACUAUAUGAACCAUAUGCAAACCGUACGUUGCUAG